This is a messenger RNA of Purpureocillium lilacinum, 1293 nucleotides long. RefSeq lists its product as uncharacterized. Lineage: Eukaryota; Fungi; Ascomycota; Sordariomycetes; Hypocreales; Ophiocordycipitaceae. The record is from RefSeq and is a predicted model, not a curated record. Gene Ontology annotation, molecular function: monooxygenase activity; FAD binding.
AUGGAGAUUAUCGUCGUCGGCGCCGGCAUUGCCGGUCUCAGCGCUGGCAUCGCCCUGCGCAGGGCAGGACACACGGUCACGAUCCUCGAGCAGUCCCGCCUGCUUCAAGAGACUGGCGCCGCCAUCUCGAUAGCACCAAAUGCGUCGCCGGUCCUCCGCAGCUGGGGCUUCGACAUUGCCAAGUCGCGCAUGGUGGCCAUCAAAACUGGCAGCAUCCUCAACGGCGGCGACAUGUCGAUGGUGGUACCGAACUACUACGUGAACAUCGAGGAGAACUACGGCGCUCCCAUUUAUUCCGUGCAUCGUGUUGAUCUCCACGACCAAUUGAAGGCGCUGGCCACAGGAGACGAUGGGCCGGGCAAACCCUGCAAGUUGCACGUUCGUGCCACGGCCGUUGACUACGAUGCAGCCAAUGCCACGGUGACGCUUGCCGACGGCACAGUCCACCAGGCGGACCUCAUAAUUGCAGCAAACGGUGUGCACUCGACGGCCAGGAACCAUGUCCUCGUUACCGACGAGAGCCACGCCAGCGACACGGGCUGGGCAACUAUGCGAUGGCUGGUGCCGACCGAGGAGUUGCUGGCCGACCCGGACACUGCAGCUCUUGUCGAAGACUCGACCCAGCGGUAUUUCAUGGGCGGUCGAGGCGGCGGGUUGGUCUGGUACCCGUGUAGAAACAACGAGGUCCAGAACUUCCUCUACCUCUCGCGGUCAUUUGCAAGCGAGAAUAUCACAGAAGACUUUCAGGCAGGCAUUGAGCCGACCAUGGUGAUGGACUACGCAAAGAAUGAGUUUAGUCCAGCUCUGCAAGCUGUUCUUGCGAAAGCCAGGGAUGUCCGAUUCUGGAAGCUGGUGGCUAGAGGCCCGAUUUCCUCGUGGCGCAAGGACUCUCUCCUGCUGAUCGGCGACGCUGCGCAUCCCAUGCUCCCCUUCCAAGCGCAAGGCGGCGGCCAAGCCAUCGAGGACGCCGCGGUGCUGGGCAUUCUCCUGGACCAGGUCCAAGACAAGGCCACCUUGGAGAAGCGCCUUGGGCUCUUUGAGAAGAUCAGGAGGGACCGGGGCUCGGCGAUCCAGACGCUCUCCAACUCUGGCCCGCCGAUGCCACAGAGCGUCCGCGACGCCGCUCUCAAGUACCUUCCCAAGGGUACAAACUUGCAGAAUCAGGAUGAUGUCAUCAAUGUCAUCUUCUCUUAUGAUGUGGUUGGCGAGACGAAGGAGGUCCUUGCUGCAAGUCUGUCGGGUGGGCAGAAUGGCCAUGCGAAUGGAGUGCAGAAUGGAGCGACGGAGCUCUGA